Messenger RNA from Plodia interpunctella (Indianmeal moth), 1560 nucleotides. RefSeq names its product protein mab-21 (gene mab-21). NCBI's taxonomy places the organism in Eukaryota, Metazoa, Arthropoda, Insecta, Lepidoptera, Pyralidae. Bases 90 to 1187 code for a protein of 365 amino acids. The transcript has a single exon. The record is from RefSeq and is a predicted model, not a curated record.
AUCCGACAUGGCUCAGUCGGGUUCGAAUCGCCGGGCGCGCGCGUGCGUACCACCGAGCCAUGCUCGCGUAGACACAAAGACAAGCCACCAUGCUCGUGCCUCCGGAGAUGAUGGCGGCCCAAUCCAAACUAGUCUACCAGAUGAACAAGUACUACAAUGAAAGAGUCGCCAAUAGAAAGGCGCAGAUCGCAAAAACUAUACACGAGGUCUGCAGAAUCGUUCAAGAUGUCCUCAAAGAGGUGGAGUUGCAAGAGCCGAGGUUCAUCUCGUCCCUCACGGACUACAACGGCAGAUUCGACGGUUUGGAAGUCGUCUCGCCCCAUGAAUUCGAAAUCGUCAUUUACUUGAAUCAAAUGGGGGUCCUCAACUUUGUCGACGACGGGUCUUUGCCGGGCUGCGCCGUACUGAAGCUCAGCGAUGGCAGGAAACGCUCUAUGUCUCUCUGGGUGGAAUUCAUCACCGCUUCAGGAUAUUUAUCAGCAAGGAAAAUCCGUUCGAGAUUCCAAACGUUGGUCGCGCAGGCUUGCGACAAAUGUUCCUACAGAGAUUGUGUCAAAAUGAUUGCGGAGACCACUGAAGUGAAAUUGCGAAUUCGGGAGCGAUAUAUCGUUCAAAUUACGCCGGCUUUUAAAUGCGCUGGCCUUUGGCCUAGAUCAGCUGCUCAUUGGCCACUGCCAGCUAUACCCUGGCCGCAUCCGAACAUCGUCGCCGAAGUCAAAACUGAAGGUUUCGAUUUGCUAUCAAAAGAAUGCCUGGCACUACAAGGGAAAAACUCCGCGAUGGAAGGCGAUGCUUGGGUAUUAAGUUUCUUUGAGGCUGAAAAUCGUCUACUUCAAGGGGGAUGCCGGAGAAAAUGUUUAAGUAUUCUCAAAACAAUACGAGAUCGGCAUUUAGACCUUCCUGGCAACCCGGUCACAUGCUAUCACAUGAAAACUUUGCUCCUGUAUGAAUGCGAGAAGCAUCCAAGAGAACACGAAUGGGACGAGGCUGCUAUAGGAGAUAGGAUCAAUGGGAUCUUCCUCCAACUGAUAUCUUCGCUCCAAUGCCGUAGAUGUCCACAUUACUUUCUCCCACACGUAGAUCUGUUCAAAGGAAAGUCACCGACGGCCUUGGAAAACGCCGCGAAGCAAGUUUGGAGGCUAACGAGGGAAAUGUUGACAAAUUCGAGAGCAUUUGAAAAAUUGUGAGCGCUUCUUCCGUUCUGUGAGCCUAGUAACGUGCAGUGGUUAUCCUAUUAUUUUUAUAUUCGUCACUGAGUCAUUUGUAGUUUAGGAGAUGCAUUUCUUGUGAGUUGAAUCCAAUAGGAAGUGUAUACGCGAACGUAAUGUGACUUGUAUGUAUGAUUUUGUUCUGUGAGUCUCGAAAUUCCAUUUGGAGCGGACUGACUGUAAGUAGAAGUGAUACUACUAAUACACUAGGGACUUAUAUUAUUUUGUGAUAUACUGUAAAUAGCUUAUUGUUGUACAAUUUUAGUGAUAUAUUUAAUUUAAAAAUAUCUUGUAUUUAUUUGACUGAAAUCUUAUAAAGUAGGCAUAAUAUCAUUAAUAUAAUAUUUAGAAA